UGCCGGCGCGCGGGGGCGGGGGCGCCCGGCGGGCGCGGAAGCUCGGGCCACGUGGGUGCGGCGGGCGGGUGUCUGGGCUCGCGGGCGCAGCCACGCGCAAUUGGAGCCUCGGGGAGCGCCGGGGCGGCGGGCGCGCGAGCAGUCACCAUGGCCCCCGCGCAGGUCCUCUGCGGCAAAGCCGCCGCCGCGCAAAUGAGAGAGAGACUGAAGACUCAAGUUGCUCAGAUGAAGGAGAGAGUCCCUGGAUUCAGACCAGGGCUUGCAAUUUUGCAGGUUGGGGAUCGAGAUGAUUCAAAUAUCUACAUUAGCAUGAAGCUGAAGGCUGCUGCUGAGAUUGGGAUCAAUGCCAAUCACAUUAAGCUGCCAAACACUGCAACAGAAGCUGAGGUGCUGAGGUGCAUCACUGCUUUGAAUGAAGACCCUGCAAUUCAUGGAUUUAUAGUACAAUUGCCUCUCGAGACAGAUCAACCCAUCAGUACAGAGAAAGUGACCAAUGCUGUUGCCCCUGAAAAAGAUGUAGAUGGGUUAACUAGCAUCAAUGCUGGGAAACUUUCCAGAGGUGACCUUGGAGACUGCUUCAUCCCCUGUACACCCAAAGGAUGCAUGGAGCUUAUCAGGCAGACAGGCAUCCAAAUUGCAGGUAAAAAAGCAGUGGUGGUUGGACGCAGUAAGAUAGUCGGUGCUCCAAUGCAUGACCUUCUACUGUGGAGCCAUGCAACUGUAACCACUUGCCACACAAAGACUGCGGCACUGGCUGAGGAGGUUAGUAAAGCUGAUAUCCUGGUGGUUGCGGCUGGUAAACCUGAAAUGGUAAAAGGGGAAUGGAUUAAACCCGGUGCUGUAGUAAUAGACUGUGGAAUCAACCAUAUACCAGACAGUACAAAGCCCAAUGGGAAAACGGUAGUAGGAGAUGUGGCUUACAGUGCAGCGAAGGAAAGAGCUUCGUACAUCACCCCCGUCCCUGGCGGUGUUGGACCGAUGACUGUGGCCAUGCUAAUGCAGAGCACAAUAGAGAGCGCACAACGAUUUCUAGAGCAAUGCCAACCUGGGAAAUGGAACAUCCAGUACAACCAGCUCCGCUUACGGACUCCUGUGCCAAGCGACAUUGAGGUAUCUCGAUCUUGCAUACCCAAGCUCAUUGGUCAUCUCGCUAGAGAAGUCGGCUUGCUAUCCGAAGAGGUGGAGCUCUACGGUCGGACCAAAGCCAAAGUUCUGCUGUCUACUCUCAAACGCCUGAAGGACCAGCCAGAUGGCAAAUAUGUCGUUGUAACAGGCAUAACACCUACGCCCCUGGGAGAAGGGAAAAGUACCACUACGAUAGGCCUGGCUCAAGCCUUAGGAGCACAUCUCCACCUGAAUGUGUUUGCUUGCGUCCGACAGCCUUCUCAGGGACCAACCUUUGGCAUAAAAGGUGGAGCUGCAGGUGGUGGAUAUUCGCAGGUUAUCCCAAUGGAGGAGUUUAACCUCCACCUGACUGGUGACAUCCACGCCAUCACAGCAGCCAAUAAUCUAGUAGCUGCAGCUAUCGAUGCUCGUAUGUUCCAUGAGCAAACUCAGUCUGAUCAGGCUCUUUAUACCCGCUUGGUGCCUUUGAUCAAUGGUGUUAGGAAGUUCUCUGAUAUUCAGAUCCGAAGACUGCAGAAACUGGGUAUUGAGAAAACUGACCCCGGGACAUUGACGGAUGAAGAGAGAAACAAAUUUGUGAGAUUGGAUAUUGAUCCAGCUACCAUAACAUGGCAAAGAGUGAUGGACACAAAUGACAGGUUCCUGAGGAAGAUCACUAUCGGACAGUCUCCGACAGAGAAGGGCUUCACGCGAACGGCCCAGUUUGACAUCACGGUGGCAAGUGAAAUUAUGGCAGUCUUGGCACUCACUGAUGGACUAGGGGAUAUGAGAAGACGAUUGGGCAAAAUGGUGGUAGCCUCUAGCAAGAAAGGAGAGCCAGUGACUACAGAUGAUCUUGGAGUGACUGGUGCUCUGUCUGUCUUAAUGAAAGAUGCAGUGAAGCCAAACCUCAUGCAGACGUUAGAGGGGACUCCAGUGUUCGUUCAUGCUGGACCUUUUGCCAACAUCGCACAUGGCAACUCAUCUGUCCUGGCAGAUAAAAUUGCACUGAAGCUCGUGGGUCAGGAAGGCUUUGUUGUAACAGAAGCAGGUUUCGGAGCAGACAUUGGCAUGGAAAAGUUUUUCAACAUUAAGUGCCGGUAUUCUGGCCUCCGGCCCCACGUGGUUGUGUUGGUUGCCACUGUCAGAGCUCUGAAAAUGCAUGGAGGAGGACCCACUGUCACUGCUGGGGUACCCUUACCAAAGGAAUACACCGAAGAGAAUCUUCAGCUCUUGGCAACAGGUUGUAGUAACUUAGGCAAACAAAUCCAGAAUGCCCGGACCUUUGGCACUCCCGUGGUAGUCGCUGUCAAUGCUUUCAAAUCUGAUACAGAGGCUGAGCUGCAACUGGUCAUUCAACUAGCAAAAGAAGCUGGGGCGUAUGAUGCUGUGAAGUGCACUCACUGGGCAGAGGGAGGGAAAGGAGCUGUUGCUCUGGCUCAGGCCGUUCAGAGAGCCUCACAGGAACUGAGUAACUUCAAGUUUCUCUACAAUGUGGAGCUCCCGGUUGUAGAGAAGAUCAGAAUUAUUGCACAGCAGAUUUAUGGGGCAAAGGACAUUGAGCUAUCUCCAGAGGCAGAGCAGAAAGUUGUAGUGUACACUAAGCAGGGAUUUGGAAAUCUGCCAAUCUGCAUGGCUAAAACUCAUCUGUCAUUGUCUCAUGACCCAGAGAAGAAAGGUGUGCCUACAGGCUUUAUCUUGCCUAUCCGAGAUAUCAGGGCCAGUGUAGGUGCUGGAUUCCUGUAUCCAUUGGUAGGAACGAUGAGUACUAUGCCAGGACUUCCUACUCGGCCCUGUUUCUAUGAUAUUGACUUGGAUCCAGUCUCAGAACAGGUGAAUGGGCUAUUCUGAAAAGAAAUGUUAACCAAAGCUACCUGAAGCUUACUUGAUGAGUAAUGCAAACUCAGUUAUCCCCGGAUUUAAGACAAAAUAAGAUAUGGCUGAGAAAAUGAAAUACAUGAAGUGACUGGGAGAAAGGAGCAUUUGGAAACGAAUGAAAUGCAUGCAUUUAUUUUUUUAAUCUGAAUAAAUUUUAAAAAAUUUUUAUUUCAGGCUAACUUUUAGUUCAGUGAGCAUAAGAACUUGUAAAUCUUAUACACCAAUGUUUUUCAAUGAUAUUGCCUUCAUAGAAUAUCAGAGUUGGAAGGGACCUCAGGAGGUCAUUGCUUUUGCCCUUCAUAAUUGCAGAUGGAGCAAAAUACAAAACUCGUUUUUAAUACCCUCUUUCUAGCUCUGUGAUUUUUACUUAUUAAAAUAUAACAAUAAAAUUGCAGUUUCUCAAUUGGUACAGUGUUUACAACAACCCAGGGCUUAAUUGGUUGUUUUUAAAUGUGUUUUAGAGCACAGAUACACCUUAUCCCUUAAAGUCUGAGCACUGUAUCUUCCUAUUGCACUUAACUCUAUAAUCUAUUGCUAGCAUUAAAAGAGAAAAUGUGCCAUCAGACUACACUAAUUCAAUGAAAAGUAGGUAGUAGGGAAGAAUCCCUUUGCUUCUGUUCCUACCCUAAAGUUUCUGACCAUUAGUUUCUGCUUUGAAUUUUUCUUGUGGGCACCUGCACUCUAUCCAGUCUUAAGAAAGCCCUGCAAUCUGUGUUUCUGUUACCUACUAAAUUGUUAAUGGCAGUGGAGCAUAUAGACUUUUGCCUUUUUGGAGACUGGAUCACCAUGCUGUGGCUGGGGACGGGAAGCUGUUCCAUAUGUGGUUUUCAGUAGAUGGCUGAUGAGCGAGGAUGAGAUUUGUAAAUGAUGUAACAACUUUUGUUGAAAUCCCCUUUUUGGUGAGAAAAGACAGCCCUAGCACUGAAUGAAAUGGUCUGUAACAAGGUUUGUCACAAUAGGCCAAAAAAUCACUUCAUAAUGUGAAAAUGUAGUUACUGCCAGACUUCUAAUUAACACUAAUAAAUUGCUAAAAUCC
Messenger RNA from Caretta caretta (loggerhead turtle), 4018 nucleotides. It is a transcript of the gene MTHFD1, whose product is annotated as methylenetetrahydrofolate dehydrogenase, cyclohydrolase and formyltetrahydrofolate synthetase 1. Gene Ontology annotation, biological process: tetrahydrofolate interconversion. The record is from RefSeq and is a predicted model, not a curated record. Gene Ontology annotation, cellular component: cytosol. Gene Ontology annotation, molecular function: methylenetetrahydrofolate dehydrogenase (NADP+) activity; methenyltetrahydrofolate cyclohydrolase activity; formate-tetrahydrofolate ligase activity. Lineage: Eukaryota; Metazoa; Chordata; Testudines; Cheloniidae.